GUCAAUACUGGUCAGCCUGGAGCUGAGUGGAUUUUUCUUCUGCUUCAAUCCUGGAGCAAAAUGUCACAAACAUUGAAGACAGAAAGUUAGAAUCUUUAAACCUUGGAUUAUUUCUCUUCCACUGUUGGAGGAUUAUGCGGUGCAAUUCUGGAGUGUAUUAAAGCCCACAAUGUUUAUCCCGAUGUUCCACAGUUUCCCUUUUGGCCUGGGAGCUGGGAAAUCAGUAAUAGGGAAGCGCGGAAGGACCUGGGAGCCGUUCCUUCCCCUGCAGAACGUGGUAUCAUGCGUCUCCUGGUCACGUGAUCGGUUCUGAAGUUUUACUGUAAGUGAAGAGGCAGCGAUGGAGCGGCCAGUGAUCAACUUAAAGAUGAUCAUCACUGUGCACUGGCUUCUAACAACCUGGGGCUGUUUGUAUUUCUGGCUUCCACAAGGCUACAUCUGGAGUAAUUAUGCUGUUCUGGCCAUUGGAAUUUGGGCCAUUGCUCAGAGAGACUCUGUUGAUGCUGUUGCCAUGUACUUAAUUGGCAUGGUAAUCACAAUCCUCCUGGACAUCAUCCACAUUGCAAUCAACUAUGAGCGUAUGUCUCCUGGGCAAGGCAGCGAUGCACUGAGGGAUCAGUUCCGCUUCAGUGUUGGCAUGGCCAUCUUGAGCCUCCUUCUGAAACCAGUUUCUUGUCUCUUUGUGUAUCAAAUGUACAAGGAACGAGGGGGAGAUUGCAGUAUAAACAUCGACCUGGACAGCUCCAUUGACAGCAGGUUUACAUGUGAUAGUGUUGAAUCCAGUGCUUACUGCGGUCGUUCCUACUGAGUCACCCAUCACUGCCUCUCCUGCAGCGUGUGUACAAUCUUCCUCCCUUUGUUGCAGCCCUCAGUCCUCCUGCUUUGACUGGUGAUCUUGCAAUAAUCAUUUGAUCCUUCCCAGGCUGCUGAAAUGUUGCUGCUACUUUCAUGUUGCUAACUUGUAUGUCACAGUGAUCCUGAAUAUUACAUUUCUUUUAUUUUUGUGUAAUUUUUGAUGUAUUUGUUAAAAUUCAUAUUGAAUGGGAUUUUAUCGAAAAUGAAAAGUUGACAGAAGUUUCAUGGUUUGCUUUACUGUAUAUACACGGCUUCCCUGAAAUCCUGCUGGCCAUAUUGACUAGAAAUUUAAAGAUUCUGUCCUGCCUUUUACUAAUUUGCACUUCUGUAUGCUGUGUAGUAGAAGAUAAACCCAAUGAUAGGAAAACUGAAGACAUGAUAAAUAAUUUAUGAUUAUCAUUACGGUAUUUACUGGCUUAAAUAGCUCUCUAAGCUAGUGUGGAUGGGUUAGUGCUAAUGGGUUAAUAGCUUCUGUGCUGGAAAUUAUGAUUCCAAGAAUACUGAGGAUUAAAGUAAACCACAAAGUAAUGGGCAAAAAAAAAAGUCAAAAGAAUUGUCAUUAUGUUUGGGAGGAACCUUUUGGUAAAAGUAUAUUUUGAAUAAGGUUAUUUCCCAACUGCUUACUGUCUUCUUAAACCCUUCUUUCCUUGCCCCUGCAUCCUUACUGCAAACAAAUAGUGUGAUGAGCCAACAGUCAUGCCACUGAAAUUGGAUUCAAGCAUGUCUUCCUUUGUUGCAUUCCUCUAUACCCCUGAUCCACAUUGUCUUCUAUCUCUUCUUUUUCCCUCUCUGAGCUCACCUCAUCCAUGAUAUUUACCCUCUGCUCCCUCAACCACAUCCCAGUAAACAGCCCACCAUUCCAAUAUUGUUUUCCUGACCCUUUGCUUUAGCUGCUCUAGGGAAGGGGGGGGUGGUGGCGCAAGAGGAAAAAAAAUUUCAAUCAUUCUCCUUCGAAACUACCACCUGAUCUUUGGUCUAUUCCUUUCAAAUUUUUGAACACAUUGUAGCUCCUAAACCUUAGCUCAUGCAAUUUCUUGCUUCAAUCUCUGCAAUAAUGUGACAAUAACUUUUGCCUCCAACUGAGGCAUUCAUUUUGGUCAUUGUUUCAGGUUGAGCCAGUCAAUUUGUAACCUGUAUUGACUGCUUCCAGCAUUCUGUUUUUGUUUUGGAUAUCCAACAUCUGCAGUUUUUGCUCCAAUUUGUAACCUUAGUUCUAUUUGAUUUUGAAUUGAACUUCUUGUCCAUCAUAAAGAUCCUAACGCUCUGCUGACCAGCUCCCCAUCUUCCACCCUCCAUAAACGUCAACUCAUCCACAACCUUGGUGCUUAUGCCAUAACCAUCAAAUCCCACUCAUUCAUUACCCUCUUGGUGACUAACUUUGUUUUUCAUUCUCAUGUUUAAAUCCCUACAUAGUUACCUUUCACUAUCUCUUAAGAUUCUCUACUCAUUAAAACUUCCUGGACCGUACUGCAAUUAUACAGGGCCCUGGUGAGAUUUCAUCUGGAAUAUUGUGUACUGGUCUGCUGUACCUACCCUAGAAAGUAUGCAUGCAAUUGAGGAAGUGCAAUGAAAGUUUGCCAGACUAUUCCCUGGAACAGAGGGUUUGUCCUAAGAGAGGUUAAACAGACUAGGCCUAUACGCUCUUGAGUUUAGAAGAGUAAGAAGUGAUUUCAUUGAAACAUACACAAUCCUUACAAGGGUAAAUACAGACAAGAUAUUUCUUCUGGCUAUGGUGUCUAGAUCCAGGGAUUUCUCAAAAUAGUCAUAAAUUCAGAGAUGAAAAGAAAUGUCUACAUAAUGAAUCUUUGGAAUUCUCUACCCAAGAGUUCUAUAGUGGCUCAGAUACAAGACAAAAAUUGAUAGACAUUUGGUAUAGUAAGGGAAUCAAGGGAUGUGGAUUAAUGGGAAAAAGUUGUGCUGAAGUAAAAGAUCAGCCAUGAUUUCACUGAAUGGAGGAGCAGGCAUGAAGGGCCACUGGCCUAUUCCUGCUUCCGUUUAUGUUCUGAUGAAUUUCUAACUCUGGGCUGCAGUGGAUACCCCACCUUUAACCACAUUGCUGGCACUGCCUUCCACUCUUUAGCCCUAGGGUCUGGAAUUUGGUUCCUAAUGCUCUCUGCCUUUCCACCUUUCUUAGCCUUACUCACUCUUCAUGAUAAUUCUGUUGACUUGGUACAGUCAAUCUGUGGUUACACCUCUGUGAAGUGCCUUGGGGUGGUUUACUGUUAGUUACUGAUUUGAUAAAGGUGCUUAAAAUUAUUAACAAAAAAGACAGCAGAUUAAAAUAUAGUUUCCAGUGAUUGAGAGGCCAUAAAUAACAGAGAUUUUGGACAAAACAAUGAGGAAAUAUUUUAGUUGUAAGACUUUGGAAUGUACUACUUGAGUCUGCAAUUGAAUCGAAUAAAUGUUAACACUUUAGAAUAGUUAUAUAGUUCGUAGAAAGUAAAAUGUUUAAAGAGAUCUGGAAGCAGGAAUAAACGAGAGUAAAAAACCUGUUUCCUUACCCAAGUUAAUUUUUAAUUUAUUAGAUUACAAAUGACGUUACUGUCUACCCUUUAGUUUGAAAGGUUGGACAGAUGAGAGUUCUCAGCUCUACUAACAUUUCAACCAAUGUAACUUUGUGAACUCAGAGCUGAUAACAAUUUGUGUGGAGGUGCUCCUGUGUAUUUGGUAUCUUCAGUUAUUUCUGCUAGUUUUCUGCUGGGGGUGGGGGGGGAACAUGUGAAAA
This is a messenger RNA of Pristis pectinata (smalltooth sawfish), 3580 nucleotides long. RefSeq names its product angiotensin II receptor-associated protein (gene agtrap). The record is from RefSeq and is a predicted model, not a curated record. Gene Ontology annotation, cellular component: plasma membrane. Gene Ontology annotation, biological process: regulation of blood pressure; angiotensin-activated signaling pathway. Lineage: Eukaryota; Metazoa; Chordata; Chondrichthyes; Rhinopristiformes; Pristidae. The coding region runs from base 341 to 808 and encodes 155 amino acids. The transcript is spliced from 5 exons.